This is a messenger RNA of Synchiropus splendidus (mandarinfish), 2105 nucleotides long. RefSeq names its product chromatin licensing and DNA replication factor 1 (gene cdt1). Gene Ontology annotation, molecular function: DNA binding; DNA polymerase binding. NCBI's taxonomy places the organism in Eukaryota, Metazoa, Chordata, Actinopteri, Syngnathiformes, Callionymidae. Gene Ontology annotation, cellular component: nucleus. The transcript has 10 exons. Bases 77 to 2023 code for a protein of 648 amino acids. Gene Ontology annotation, biological process: regulation of DNA-templated DNA replication initiation; mitotic cell cycle; DNA replication checkpoint signaling. The record is from RefSeq and is a predicted model, not a curated record.
UGCGGCCUGCAAGUCCAGAUCAUCUUUUCUGCUCCGUCGGACCUCCACUCAGACCGUCCUCGCGCACGGAGUCAGCAUGUCUCAGGCGAGGGUCACAGACUUCUUCGCCCAGCGGAAGAAAGGCGUCGCUGCGCCGGUGAAAGCGGACAAACGCUCCGCUGCUGUCCACCGAGGCACCAGAACGAGACGCUCCAAGAUCCAGGAAGAGUCUUUCUGCCCGGACUCCGUGCACGAAGAGUUUCUCCGGGUUAUCGACGAGGCCUCACGGGUCGACGAGUCUGCGUCCACGGACGAUCUAAAAGAUGCGUCUCCCGCCAGCCCCCGGACACCGAAGCGCACAUCGGAGGAGUUCGACCUCAGUGGCUUCUCAGCCACGGUGGAGUAUUGCACGGCCAAGAAGAUGCGGCAGGACGCGGCUCCUCCACCGAGGAGGACUGCCAGAAAGAAGCUGGUCCUGCCGCUACCCCCGUCUCUGACGGGUAAAGUGACUGCUGCACCAACAAAAGACCAGGCUAGUUUGGCGGCUCAGAAUACGGCCACCGCAGGUCCUGACCCGCACACCCGUGUCAGCAAGCAGAAGACAAAACGGACCUUCAAGAAGCUGAGCAAGGACGAGCUGGACACCCUCAAGUCUCGUCUGCAGAAAAUCAAGCAGCAUGCUGAGGAUGCUUCAGCUCUCACACCAGCACCUUCAUCCCCUCCCAAGCCAGUUGCUGCCUCCUCAGACACAGCAGAUGCUGGUGCCGCAGCCCUGUUGGCCAACCUCACGCGAGCCAGAGAGCUGGCUGCUAAAGCUGAGAGGAGGAAGGAGGCGCAAGAGAUGGAGGAUCAGCACAAGCCCAGCCAGACGACCAGCCAAGAAAGUGUUCAGCCUCCUGGAUACCAGCGGUACCACACUCUGGCCCAGGCUGCUCCUCCGGGUCUCUCCCUUCCAUACCAGUACAAACUGCUGGCCGAGAUGUUCCGGAGUAUGGACACAGUGGUGGCCAUGCUGCACAACCGCUGCGAGACCGCCACCUUCACCAAGAUCAAGCAGGGAGUUCAGGACAUGAUGCACAAGAGAUUUGAAGAGACCCACGUGGGCCAGAUAAGAACGGUGUUCCCGGAGGCCUACACCUUUAGACAGGAGAAGAACAUUCCGUCGUUCAGCAGCAGCACCCAGAGAGGAAGCUACCAGCUGACCAUGGAGCCCAUCCUCCAAUCAGACAAAAAUGAAGCCCGGCCGCUGCUCUCGGCUUCAAGGCUGCUGGAGAGGAGACACAUAUUCCACCAGAACCUGGUCUCUCUUGUCAAACAGCAACACCAGGUCUUCCUCUCUUCGUUGGUUCCUCCAGUGUCCGUCCCGGAGGACAAGCUGACCCGCUGGCACCCGCGCUUCAACGUCGACACGGUCCCACCCGUGCAGGUCGGCACGCUGCCUCAGCCGCCACAGACGGAGAAGCUUGCUACAGCCCAGGAGGUUCUGGACAAAGCCCGCUCCCUCAUCACGCCCAAGAUGGAGAAAGCUCUGAUCUCAGUGGCGCAAAAGACCAAAGGAGCAGCAGCAGAAGAGAGUUCACAGGACCCAGCCACUCACCAGACCUCCACUCCUGCACCUGAUCCUAUGACUCAGGUCCCCACCGCUCUCAGAGGAGUCCCCCAGACACUGCUAGACAGGAUUCGGGCCAAAGAGGCCCAGAAGCUCCAGGCGGCCAUGACACGAAACCCUGAACAGGAGGGGCGCCUGGUGAUGAUCUCGCGGCUCGGCGAGCUGGCCCGGAUCCUGCGCACGGUGUUUGUGGCGGAGAAGAAACCGGCACUGAUCAUGGAGGUGCUGUGCAACAGGAUGGUUUCCAGUUACAGAUCUGCGCUCAGCACAGGCGAGAUGGAGAAACAUGUGCGCCUGUUGGCUGAGCUGGUUCCUGAUUGGCUGACGAUCCUGCCCGUCAGGAAGGACUUUUAUGUGAAGGUGAACCGGAACACAGAGGUCAGCCUGGUCCUGGAGCAGCUGAGCCGCCGCCAGCGCGAGGAGGAGCGAGUCUGAAUUUUAGGGGGUCACAUUUUUUUUUACUGCCGAUUUUUUUUGUCAACCUUUUAUCAUGAGAAACUGUUUACUUUUUUUGAGA